UAUAGCUUUUUCCUUUUCUCUGCGUCAACCCCCUGCUGGUGCGCAACCUCAUCUCUUACCCUCGUCGUCCUUUUCUCAGGCGGCGAGGACUUCAAGCGACGAGGACGCACCAUCUCCACCGCCACCACCACCACCACCUCCUCAAUUAAUCAAUCCAUCCAUUUAUCUGAUCAAAUCAAAUCAAUUCACCAUGUCUGUAACAAAGGCAACGCAACAAGCUCCAUUCCAGCUCCUUGAGAUCAAUGUGAUAUCGGCUCAAGAUCUCGCCCCUGGAACCCGUAACAUGCGAACCUACGCCGUCGCCUGGGUUCAUCCCGGACGGAAGCUCUCCACCCGUGUAGACAGCCACGGCCACGCCAACCCAACAUGGAACGAUAAGUUUGUCUUCCGCGUCGACGAGCAGUUCCUUAAUUCCGACACCUCCGCCGUCAUGAUCGAGAUCUAUGCACUCCGCUGCUUCCGAGACGUCCGCGUUGGCUCCGUUCGAAUCCUCGUCGGCAACCUAGUCCCACCUUCAGUUCGUUCUGGUGGGACCAACCAUCAUAUCGGAAUGCGGUUCGUGGCUCUCCAGGUCCGCCGUCCAUCAGGCCGCCCUCAGGGGAUCCUUAACAUUGGAGUCGCCGUCCUCGACAGCUCAAUGCGUAGCAUGCCACUCUACACCCAUGUCUCCACCUCCGCCGUUGGAUACCGGGACCUCAUGGGUGAAGAAGCCCAUACCCCUCACCACACUAAUCACCCACCUCCCAAGAUCCAGCUCCGCCGCACCAAGAGCGAACGGUCUGAGGCCUUAAUCAACGACGGCGUUUCGCAUAGAACUAGCUCGGUCGUCAACGGUUCUGAUAUCGGAGUCGGAAGCAUUGCCGGUGGUGGAGUACCUCCGAUAAAAUUUAUCACUACUAGCGGCGGCACUGGACCUGGGUCCACGUAUGCGGACUCGGAACUGGGACCGGCGCCGUCGGUUGUGGCUGCCGGACUUGCAGUGGAAGACUUUUUUCCGGGGAACGAAAUUGGGAGUUCCAUAUUGGAAGGUUGGAGCGUGGACGAUGGGAGUAUAGAGGGACUGAGGACGAAGCUGGAUAGGUGGCGAACGGAGCUUCCACCAAUUUACGAUCGUGGGUACGGGACUUAUCCAACUCCUCGCCGGCAUGCUCGGAGGCAUACCGACGGCGAAAUUGGGGGAGGAUUGUUCUCAUGCUUUGGUAGCUCAUAUGGAUGUGAAUGCACCUUUUUCUGUGGACCUGGAUCAAGGAAGAAGAAGCUUGGUAAUCUGGAAAAGUAUUCACAAAGCCCUUCUGAAUCGCUGGUGCUGACGAAACCCAGUCGUCUCUUGUAAGAUAACAGAAGAGGCCAUGGAUUGAGAAAAGAAGCAGAAGUUGCAGAGAGGUUUGAGGGAGAAAGACACUAUAAUGCGCCGACUGCGCACGCUACUGUGUUCCUCAACGGACGUUUGGCGCCAAAAUAUAGUAUUUUUUUUUAGUAUUUAAUUUUGUAAAGGAAGCUUAUGCUUCAGGGCUCAUAUGUAUUUACACUGCUAACGUGCGCAGUGGGUCAACUUUGCAGACCGAAGAACUGGGCGUGAAGCGUACGAGGUACCGCCGCAGAUAUCUUUCUCUCUCUUCCGUGUCUCUGACACCAAUCAUUUUUCUUUUCUUUUCUUUUACUAUUUUUAAGAACCAUUUAUUUUUCCCCUUCACAACCAUUUUUUUAGGGAUGAGAUGCAAAUGGAGAGAUUGAUAUGGUGCGAAAAAUAGAAAAGAGGAACAAUUCAUAUUAAUUGGAUAUUUUUUUUUAGGAAUUUAUAUUAAGAUCUUAAGAGUUAA
This is a messenger RNA of Macadamia integrifolia, 1820 nucleotides long. RefSeq lists its product as uncharacterized. Gene Ontology annotation, biological process: defense response. The record is from RefSeq and is a predicted model, not a curated record. The transcript has a single exon. NCBI's taxonomy places the organism in Eukaryota, Viridiplantae, Streptophyta, Magnoliopsida, Proteales, Proteaceae. Bases 191 to 1333 code for a protein of 380 amino acids.